AUGGUCGUGAGCCUGAAGUCGAAGCAAGUCCCGCUUCCGGUGCCUGGUCUCACGGAAGAUACAUAUAUGGGUCACCAAUGCACCGACGCAUGCAGAAGUGGUCGCCACGCCUGCGGUUACUGCUCAAGAACCGUCAACAGGCCCAGCGACGUCAAACGUCAUGUCGUGAACUCCCACAUCGCGAUCGAACGUCAAAAUAGACAUCACAAGCUAUUUUUUUGCACCUUCGAAGGGUGUGACGCGGACAUUGCAAUCAACGGGGCACGCGGCAAACAGAGCUAUGAGAUCCACAUGAGGGCGCACCUCGGCAUAUUCACCCCCUGCCCGUGGUGUGACUUCUCCCACACUGACCCCGCGAGGGUCAGCAGACAUAAGAGGAAGAAGCACCCGACUCUAUUCGAAGAGCAACUGGACGCUGCGAAGACCAGUCAGUCCCAACGCGAGAAACAGCAGGCCUCCUCCUCCUCCUCCUCCUCCUCGGGCGCCGCUGCAGCGAAACGUCGCGACGCUCGUACGAUACGUCGCGCCGAGCGCGGUGUCGGCUCUUCCUCCAGCGUCCAGGACAUGGGCACCCGCUCGUCCGUCAAUGUCGAGUUCACGAUCCCACCUCUCAACCUGGAGAACUUCCAGCUCCCCGUCUUUGGCCUCGAGCCCGUCGCAAGCACCAGCGCUAGCCAGACGAUGCAGCUGCCAUCGGAAAGCUCCUACUUCCUUUCCAGCCCCUUCGACUCCGGCAUCCCCGUUCAUAGCUUCAACGGAGGCGUGUUCGCCCCCACGCCCGGCAGCAGCGGCAACAACACAGCCCAAUCGCGCGCACAGUCGACGUUCACGUACGACUUCACCUAUCCCGGCUUCAACAGCGGCCUCGGUUUGGAGUUCUCCCCCUUCACCCCUGCUCAGUACCCAAACCCACUCUUCACGAACGAGUUCGACGCCACCUACUACAUCUCCCCAUACCAGACUCACAGCGAACUCCCGCCGGACGCCUUCUACCCCUCCUCUGGGUCCGCGUCCCCGUACGCGGUCUCUGACGAGUACGGCUCCCCCGCGUCGAUGGACUCCCCUGGGCCCAUCACCCCUCCCGGCUCGCUUUCCCCAGACUUCAGCAACGUCCAGAUGACGCCUUCCUUCCUCGCCAAGGACAUGGCCGACCUUACUCUGGACCCCUCCAUGAACUGGGACCAGAUGUCGUGGUCGACGGUUGGCUACUAG
Punctularia strigosozonata HHB-11173 SS5 is the source of this 1212-nucleotide messenger RNA. RefSeq lists its product as uncharacterized. The transcript has 4 exons. Lineage: Eukaryota; Fungi; Basidiomycota; Agaricomycetes; Corticiales; Punctulariaceae. Bases 1 to 1212 code for a protein of 403 amino acids. The record is from RefSeq and is a predicted model, not a curated record.